CCCAGGUGGUACCUAUAGGUCAAACAUAUGGGAUCCUAUGUAGGAUCCUAUAUAGUAUAUAGGAUCCUAAGUAGGUUCCUAUAUAGGAUUUUUCAGUAGGAUUGUGCAUUUGAAUAUGCAAGACCGCUACUAGAGUGCCUCGGAGAGAAAGGAAUUAAAACUUCCCUGCAGCCUGGAGUUGGUUCAAAAGUUGCUGAAACUCUUGAAAUUCGAAGACAUCGCGUUGCUGCCGUUGUUCUUUUAGACGGACUUAACUUGACGGACAAUGAAAAUAUUCUUCAAGUGGCUUCAACGAAAUUACUUUACAAUUAUUAUAUUUCUUGGUUAAUGGUGACCACCAAUGAAUCAAGCACUGUUAUUGAUUCAGUUGUUCGAGAUUUAAGAAUCGGAAUUGAUAGUGACGUUGUUAUAGCUUCUUCAUUUCUUUCUUCUGACGAGGAGGAUGACCUAUCUCAUAAUUUCUGGAAUAUAACGUGUCCUUCGCUCAGAAGGUAUAAAGCACAUAACCAAUAUGAGAGGACAAUGAAGUCCUGGAAAAACGGUACAGAUGAUAAAACAUCGCCUAAAACAAACAAGGAAUAUGUCACUCUUAAAAAUGAUACAAUGGCUUUUUAUCUUAUUCAUGUCUAUAAGAUACGUGUGAGUGAAAAUUCGAGCAUGCAAGUAAAUCCUCUUGGAGCCUGGAAUCCAGAAACUCGUUUUAUAAAAACUCCCCUUGGUGUCAAGUUGAGGACGAAUUUUCAUGGUUUUCCUAUUAAAGUUGGUAUUCAUAAUGGUACUAAGGAUGUUAAAACGGAUCCAGCGAGUGACGAAGAAAUCAAUAAUAUAGAGCCUCUUAUAGAUUUUAUGCAUGUAAUUGCAAACUCUUCAAAUACUACGAUUGAAGUGACAGCUUACGAGAAAAUUGGAACUGUGACGAAUAAAGCUUGGAGCGAUUUGCUAGGAGAUGUUGUGUCUGGAAAUGUGGAUAUCGGAUUAGGGUAUAUAACUAUCAGUACUGAAAGACAACAAGAAAUGAGCUUUAGCUACCCUCUUGUCAAAUCUAUGAGAAACGUCUACUAUUCUCCUCCUUUUUAUGGUUCAAUGAGAAAUAUCUUUUUGGAACCAUUUAAUUAUCGCCUACUUCUCUGUGUUGCCGGCACUUUUAUUAUGAUCGUAGCUGCUAUGGAAGCUACGACUUAUGUAGUCAAGGCGAUCUUGCACAAUGAGAAUGAGAGAGACGCAGAACUUGGAGAAGCAACACUUUGGUGCUUAAGCAUUAUGUGCAUGCAAGGUUCUCCAUGGACACCAAAAAGUCGCUCAGGAAAAGCUGUCCUAUUAUCUAGUUUAUUUUUUGCUUUAGUCAUCUACAAUGCUUAUUCCGGAUUCAUAACUUCAAUUCUUUCAGUUCAAAAUAAUGGAAUUAAAACACUCGAUGACCUCCUACAAUACAAUUAUUUCAAAUUAGGAUACAGCAUCAACGAGGACGAAUAUAUACGAAGUUCAAAUGAUUCCAAUCUUCGUAAAUUGUACAUAAAGGCAUUUGAUAAUCGUGAAUCCAGAUUAGAAACAGUCGUAGGUCUCAAAAAGGCAAUCAAGGGUAACUAUGGAUUUUUUGUUGGGGCUGCAGAUGCGCGAAAAAUGCUUCAAUCUUCAUUAAUUCGUAACCAGUGUAGUUUGAAAGAACUGCAACUUGAAAAAACAUUUUCAUCAGUGGCUCUUCCGAUGGCUCAUUCUUGUCCAUACAAAAAGAUCAUCAAUUUAAGUAUCUUUCGGAUUCGGGAGCACGGAGUUUUAGACAGGAUCAAGGAAAAGAUGUUGCCAGAGAUGCCAAAGUGUCAGGACACCUCUAAUUUUAACAGUGCCAGUCUUGUAGAUGUUUAUUCUGCAUUUGGGCUUCUUUUAGGUGGAAUGGUUAUAUCCUUAGCACUUUGUCUUUUUGAAAGAAUAUGGACUAACAGAAUAUUUGUGCAAGAUCAUUUUUUUCGAAGUAUUCGUGCUCAUCGAAGAAACAAUUUGGUCACAAGAGCCACAGGUCUGCAAGAAGAGGAACCUCCCGCUCGGACUGAUUGGUCCUUUUUAUUGCCCCAUCCGAAUUUGCGAGAAAUGAGUGCAGUCCAACAAGAGGCAGAUUUGCAUUUUUCAAAAAGAAACAAAUUUAAUAUACAUGACAAGACUUCGAUGUUAAUUCCGUUUCCAAAAUCAAAAAUUGAUCCACGGGGACCCUCGCCGAGGAAAAGAAAGAAAUCGCAGCAUGAAGAUAUACUGAAUACAAAACCUCGUCGCGAUUUAGUCAUUCCUUUUCAAUUGUAAAAGAAUAAGUAUUUCCAUAGUAAAUUUUAUUAAAUUAAUGUAAAGUAGCACUCAUAAAAAUAUUUCAUUUAUUUUGUAAGAUCCUAUCCCCAUUUCAAUUCUGCUAAAAUCUUUACGUGCGUUUUGUAAAUUUCAGAAGGUAUUCCACGUCUAUUGUCUUCUUCUUCGAUACUGUUACAAUCUCGAAA
This is a messenger RNA of Belonocnema kinseyi, 2480 nucleotides long. Its product is annotated as glutamate receptor 4-like. Bases 328 to 2292 code for a protein of 654 amino acids. The transcript has 9 exons. Gene Ontology annotation, molecular function: ligand-gated monoatomic ion channel activity. NCBI's taxonomy places the organism in Eukaryota, Metazoa, Arthropoda, Insecta, Hymenoptera, Cynipidae. Gene Ontology annotation, cellular component: membrane. The record is from RefSeq and is a predicted model, not a curated record.